Messenger RNA from Micropterus dolomieu (smallmouth bass), 4741 nucleotides. It is a transcript of the gene aars2, whose product is annotated as alanyl-tRNA synthetase 2, mitochondrial (putative). The record is from RefSeq and is a predicted model, not a curated record. NCBI's taxonomy places the organism in Eukaryota, Metazoa, Chordata, Actinopteri, Centrarchiformes, Centrarchidae. The transcript has 23 exons. Gene Ontology annotation, cellular component: cytoplasm; mitochondrion. Bases 1437 to 4397 code for a protein of 986 amino acids. Gene Ontology annotation, molecular function: ATP binding; nucleic acid binding; amino acid binding. Gene Ontology annotation, biological process: tRNA modification; alanyl-tRNA aminoacylation.
GCUGGACGCGUCCCGGGCCACCAUCUUCCGGUAGAGGCCCAGGCUGCACAGGUACUCGUCCAUGUUGACGAAGUACUUCUUCAGGCCUUUCUGCAUCCCGCCGCCGGAAAACUCUGCUCAACAUUCACGGUAAACUCGGCUAACACGGUCCGCUUCAGACAGCACGAGCCGCCGCCGUGACGCCGCCAGGUGAGUUUAAUCAGGUCUGAUCAGCGCGCGACUCCCUGCUGCUGCUGAGGCGUUCAGGGACCCGCCGAGGCUCGGACAGAAGAGACUCAACAUCUACUCACUGAGCAAACACGGGACCAGUACUGGACUCAAGUACCGGACUCACGCACAAGUUAGAGAUGUUUUCAGAAAGUGCUUCUGACAUCAUGUCCCCAGAGCCCCGGUGGAAACGGCCCCUGCGGGUCUGGAUCCGGAUCCGACCGGAGGGCUGCUCCGUGGCGGUCUGAGGCUCCCGCCCGGUUUAACGUCACAUUCACAGAGACAGAAGAAGAAGGUCCUCGCAGUGAAUACUGUGGAACUCACUGCCAUUGCUUUAGCUCUUAAUUGGGUGCUUAUGAAUUGCAUUGGAGGCAUAAACAGAGCUGUAGUUGCUUCAAACAGUCAAGCUGCGUUAUUGAGCAUAAAAACAGGAAAGUCAUUCAGACUUGAUCUCUUAUACAAAAUAUACCACAUACUGUUUCAGCUGCAUAGUAAAGAUGUUUGUGUUCAGUCUGUCUGGGUCCCUGCCCACGUAGGUGUUGAUGGAAACUAAGAGGCGGAUAUUCUCGCUAAACAGGCACUGAAACUGGAUGUGGUUAAUAUCAAUGUCCCUUUGUGCAAAGCUGAGGGGAAAUCUAUUAUUCAGAGUAAAGUGAUUGGGAUGUGGCAAGAGCAGUGGGAUAGUAAUGACACUGGCAGACAUCUUUACUGUGUGCAAAGAAACGUGGGAGGGGGUAGGUCUAGGGUGAAGCCGGAGAGAAGAGGCAGCGCUGACACGUUUGAGGUUUGGCCAUUCAGGUCUCAACAGAUCUUUGUUCCGUAUAGGAAACAUCAGACAGGAGCCUGUGAGCCAGAAACAGCUGAGCAUGUCCUAAUAGAGUGCAGUAAUUACAGGGAGGAGCGUAACUGUUUAACAUCAGUCCUCCAUAAAGAAGGGAAAGUUCUUACUUUAGUUAAUCUGUAUCUGUUAAAAACACGGGUUGUUUUACCGUAUUUACUAUGAGCAUAUUUAUACCUUAGGUGAAUAUUUCCCUCUGACUGUUCUCGACGACCACACUCCAGUCCGGUAGGUGGCGGUAAAUACACCUGAAGUUGCGAACCGCCAGCUAAACUCUAAAAGAAGAAGAAGAAGGUCGGGGUGCGCAUGCGCGUCAUAACAGCCCGUAGUGGCCGUGGGGGUCACCGUGGUUCAGGCUCAGCCCGGUUCUGUCGGUAACUGAGCGGUCCACAUGUUCAGGCUGCUCCUCCGGAGGCUCCGGCCCCUCAGCGGGGCUCCGGGGCUCCUCUCUGCCGGCUCAGCUCGCUCCUCCAGCGGCUUCUCUGCCGCCCGGGUCCGCGGCACCUUCCUGGACUUCUUCCGGCAGAAACACGGACACCUGCUGGUUCCGUCCUCCCCGGUCCGGCCUCGAGGAGACCCCAGCCUGCUGUUCGUCAACGCCGGCAUGAACCAGUUUAAGCCGGUCUUCCUGGGGACCGUGGACCCCCGCAGCGAGAUGGCCUCGUACCGCCGAGUGGCCAACAGUCAGAAGUGCGUCCGAGCCGGCGGCAAACACAAUGACCUGGAGGACGUGGGCCGGGACCUGCACCACCACACCUUCUUCGAGAUGCUGGGGAACUGGUCCUUCGGAGACUACUUCAAGGAGGAGGCGUGUCAGAUGGCGUGGAGCCUCCUCACUGAGCAUUAUGGGAUACCUGCAGACCGCCUGUACGUGUCGUAUUUCGCCGGAGACGCGGCGUCGGGUCUUCCUGCCGACCACGAGACGCGGAACAUCUGGUUGGACGUCGGGGUCCCUCCGGGUCGCCUCCUUCCGUUCGGCCUGAAGGAGAACUUCUGGGAGAUGGGGGACUCGGGCCCCUGUGGCCCCUGCACCGAGAUCCACUACGACCAUGUGGGAGGACGAGACGCCGCGGCGCUCGUCAACGCUGACAGUCCUGACGUGGUGGAGAUCUGGAACCUGGUCUUCAUGCAGUACAACAGGGAGGUGGACCAGGGUCUGCAGCUGCUGCCCCAGUUCAGUGUGGAUACUGGGAUGGGACUGGAGAGACUGGUGAGCGUCCUGCAGGGUCAAAGGUCAAACUACGACACCGACCUCUUCGCCCCGCUGCUCCACGCCAUCCACCAGAAGUCGAGGGCGGGGUCGUACGGCGGCAGGACGGGCGCAGCGGACCAGGGGAGGGUGGACAUGGCGUACCGAGUGGUAGCUGACCACGUCCGCGCUUUAUCGGUCUGCAUCGCUGACGGCGUUCACCCGGGCAUGUCGGGGGCAGAGUUGGUGUUGAGGAGGAUCCUGCGGCGGGCGGUCCGGUUCUGUGUCGAGGUCCUUCAGGCUCCUCAGGGGACGCUGGCCAGCCUGGUCCCAACUGUCGUCCACAUACUGGGGGACGUGUAUCCGGAGCUGCACAGGGAGGUGGACCGGAUCGUGGACGUCAUCAACGAGAACGAGGCUCACUUCCUGUCGUCUCUGCAGCAGGGCAGCAGGCUGAUCCACCGGACGCUCAGCAAGAAGGACUACAAACAUGGAGUCUUUCCCGCCUCGGUGGCCUGGUCUCUGCACAGGGACCUGGGUUUCCCUCUGGACCUGGUGGACCUGAUGUUGGAGGAGAGAGGAGUCCAGGUGGACCGUCAGGAGCUGGACCGCCUGAUCGCAGAGAACCACAAGGUGAGGUCUGACCUUCAUGGCGCCCAGCCUCAGGUGGCGGUGGACGUCCUCAGCCUGGCAGAGCUGCAGCGGCUCAGAGUUCCUCACACUGACGACAGCCUGAAAUACCGGUACAGACUGGAGCAGGACAGAUACGGUACGACCUGGACAGUGUUCCCAGCAUGCCGUGCGACAGUGCUGGCUCUGUAUGACGGUCAGACUCUGGUGUCCGAGGUCAGUGAGGGACAGCGCUGCGGCGUCAUCCUGGAUCAAACCUGUUUCUACUCUGAGCAGGGGGGGCAGUCACAUGACCAGGGCUACUUCACCCGGGACGGACUGCAGGACAUCCUGUACCCUGUGGAGGCCGCGGUCCAGGCGGGAGGGUACGUGGUCCAUCAGGUGACUGCGGCCGAAAGCCUGAAGACUGGAGACCAGGUCCAGCUACACCUGGACCAGGUCCACAGGUUGUCCUGCAUGGUGAACCACACAGCGACUCACGUCCUGAACUUUGCUCUGAGGGAAGUUCUGGGUCUCUCAGUUAAGCAGAGAGGAUCUCAUGUGUCAGCUGAUCGCCUCCGCUUCGACUUCAGUGUCAAGGGUUCACUGAGCGUUUCUCAGCUGCAGCAGGUAGACAGGUGUGUUAACGACAUCAUCUCAGCCAAUCAGAUCAUCUACAGCCAGGAGCUCCCUCUGCAGACGGCCAGGUGCAUCCACGGCCUGAGGACAGUGGACGAGGUGUAUCCGGACCCUGUUCGGGUGGUGUCUGUGGGGAUUCCGGUCUCUGAGCUGCUGGACGAUCAGACAGACAGGCAGACGUCUGUGGAGCUCUGCUGUGGAACUCACCUGCUGCAGACCGGAACAAUCCAGGACCUGGUGGUGGUUUCUGAGCGGCAGAUGGUGAAGGGAAUCAGUCGGAUCGUGGCGGUGACGGGACGGGACGCAGCACGGGCUCGGGAGGCGGGUCAGGUGUUGUCUCAGGAUGUGGACUCUCUGUCGGCCAGACUGACGGGCUCCGCCCCCUCCAGCCUCGACUCCGCCCAGCGCCUCGCCAAGGAGGUCGGGGUGCUCUCUGAUGCUGUAGAUAAUACCCCCGUCCCCCAGUGGACGCGCAGAGAGCUGCAGAGUCGACUGCGAGCCCUGCAGAGGACCAGCAACACCGCCGUCAGGAAGCUGGAGACCAGAGAGGCUGCAGUGCGAGCUCAGGCUCUGCUGGAGAAGAACGGCAGGAAGGACGUGCAGGUGGACUCUGUGGACACGGACUCUCUGUCGGUUGUCAUGAAGACGGUGAACCAGCUGAGCGCCGCCUCUCCUCGCAGUCACGUGAUGCUGCUCGCUCACCAGAGGCAUUCUGGGAAGGUUCUGUGUGCCUGUCAGGUUCCCAAGGACUCUGUGGCCCUCUCUGCCUCUGAUUGGGCAGUGGCGGUGUGUCAUCACCUGGGGGGCAGCGCCGGCGGCUCCGCCCUGGUUGCAAAGGGAACAGGAAGCAGCAGUGACAUCACUGAGGCUCUGAGAUGGGCGGAAGAGUUUGCCCGCCAGAAAACAGGGCGCUGAUGUCAUAAAGCCAGAGAUUAUGACAUUCUGACAUCACAGCGCCUCCUGGGAACUGAGAGGGUCUGAGGGACUGUUUCCUGUUUGGACAGGAAGUGUGUGGGCGGGACCACCUUUAAGAACCAAUCAGAUGUCUGUGGGAGAGUGAGGUGUGGUCUGACUGUGGUGGGCGGGACAUCCUGCUGCUGUCAGCCAAUCACGUUAUUUAUUUUGUUUACACAUUUCAACAUGAUGCUUCCUGCGGUCAGAGUGCACCUGACUAAAGGUACAGGUGAGAAUAAGCCCCGCCCACAGCUGCAGGCAGGCUCCUCCGAUUGGUUUCAUAUGAAUAAAUCAGUGCUCACAGA